AUGCUAACAGCAACGCUCUUCCGCCCGAUGACUUUCUUUGGUCUGGGAUUGGGGGCCCUUAUGUUCCUGGGAUACUGUGUCUACUUUGACCGGAAGCGGCGGUCGGAUCCCAACUACAAGCGGCUGGUACACGAGCGGCGUCAUCGGCAGCGGUUGAACAUUAUGCGCCGGCGCGUGGCCGAUAGUGAACAAGUGCCCACGGAGUUCGACCCCAAUGACCAGGCGGCCCUCGAGCUUUACUUUCUUAGCGAGAUGAAGACGGGCGAGGAACUCAUCAGCCAGGGGCACAUGGACGAAGGCUUGACACACUUGGCCAACGCCAUUGGGUUGUGUGCUCAGCCGGGGAAGCUCCUGGAGAUUCUCCAAUCCACCUUGCCGGAGUGUAUCUUUCGGCCCUUGGUGGCGAAGCUUCUGGAGAUGCACCAACACAACUAA
Molecule: messenger RNA, 435 nt
Organism: Drosophila bipectinata
Lineage: Eukaryota; Metazoa; Arthropoda; Insecta; Diptera; Drosophilidae
Product: mitochondrial import receptor subunit TOM20 homolog B-like
Biological process (GO): protein import into mitochondrial matrix; intracellular protein transport; protein targeting
Cellular component (GO): mitochondrial outer membrane; mitochondrial outer membrane translocase complex
Molecular function (GO): transmembrane protein transporter activity
Source: RefSeq, a predicted model, not a curated record